Molecule: messenger RNA, 1128 nt
Organism: Anisakis simplex (herring worm)
Lineage: Eukaryota; Metazoa; Nematoda; Chromadorea; Rhabditida; Anisakidae
Source: the annotation of a GenBank genome assembly
AUGAACAAAGUGAUUCUGUUCGCUUCAAUCGCUCUUCUCACCAUUGCCCGUGCCGACAUCGAUGAAGAAAUUGAACAAAUGCUAUGUCAAAGAAUGAAAACCGACUGUGACGCGUCCAUCACGUAUCAAAACCAGAACAGGGUCGUCACUCUGAUCGAUUGCUUCACUUACGGCAUAGCAUGCAAAGAAUCUACGGCUCCGUUGGCGAAUCGUAAUGAUGAAAAUCGUGGACAAUGCUUUAAUCGCAUGUUGGAUUGUGUAUCUGUAACCAAUGGUGUCAACGGAUUCAUGUGUAUUGGAUACGGACAAGCAUGCCACAUACUCCAAGCGAGCGAAACGGAUAUUCUGUUGAUACAGCCGUCGCAGCCGUCACUCACCUCGGCAUUGAUCUACAGUGAACCUUCGAUCAUACCGAGUGACAACGGUACUGAUAGCAGUAGCAGUGAUAAUUGUGACGAGAUAAGUUAUGACGAUGACAGUUUCGGGGAUUAUCAACCAGAGGAUUCUGAUGAGGCGGUGAUUCCGGAUUCUGCGAAGAUUACGAAUGUUAACGAUAAUAAUGCUGAUGCAAAUAAUGAUAUUAAUAUUAACAAUAACAUUAGUGAUACUANNNAUAAUAAUAAUAAUAAUAAUAAUAAUAAUGAUAAUGAUAAUCGAGACAAAGAUCGAUCGAAUGCUCUCCAGAAGACGGAAGCAAUCGAUCCGAAAUCAUUGCAGAAUGAUGUUAACGAUCUGAUAAUACGUGAUUGCACACAGAAGAAACGUAGUAAUACGGAUGAAAUGCUCACAAGUGAAUUAGAGAUAGAUGCCCAGCAUUACCGUAUACAGAAGCGAUAUUCAGUGCCAAAUGGUAGACGCAGACAUCUGACUGAUAUUGAUUUCGAGGAUCAUUUUGUAGGCAUAUUGAAUUUAAUCGGUGGAUGUAAUAUGUGGCAAAUAAUAAUCUACGUUUUAAUCUCGACCCAACAAAUACCACACGCAAUGUUCAAUUUGAACGUCGUUUAUAUGAUGUAUCAACCGGAUCAUUGGUGUAAGAUGGAAGAAUUUUCAAAGGCAUUGGUCGAGAGCAAUGUCACGUUGGGUAGAGGGUGGAGUUGGGAGGCGCUCCUGAAUUCCAGUAUUGCGUUU